Brassica napus (rape) is the source of this 1586-nucleotide messenger RNA. RefSeq names its product B3 domain-containing transcription factor NGA4-like. The record is from RefSeq and is a predicted model, not a curated record. Gene Ontology annotation, molecular function: DNA binding; DNA-binding transcription factor activity. The coding region runs from base 387 to 1403 and encodes 338 amino acids. The transcript is spliced from 3 exons. Lineage: Eukaryota; Viridiplantae; Streptophyta; Magnoliopsida; Brassicales; Brassicaceae.
CUAAACUGAAAAGGACAAGAAGCUUUCACAUGACCCGAGCCACACCAUUCAUGGGGCCCUUUUACUCUCUCUAGGAAGUGAUCUUCAAUCUAUCAUCGAGAAAUUCUCUUAAACCACAAUUUUUUCCAACACUUUAAAGCCAUCUAGAGAGAGAAAGUGAGAGAAAAUAAGAGAGAUCUCCAAUUUGAACUUGAGACACCAUUGAUUUCAUUUUCAGCUUUAUAAAAUAUUUUUGGAGUCAACGAAAAUAUCUAAGAAGAAGCAAACACAAAGAGAUUUUGUGUUGGGUCAUCAUCUUGUCAAGAAAAUCACUCAUCAGAUCCAUAGAAAAAGGUUGACUACUUUUUGAAAGAUCUUGAAUUGGUUCAUCCUCUUGUCAAAAAGAUAUGUCAACCAGGGCGAGCACUCACCAAGAACCAGCAGAGAACGGAGCUAGUGGUUCAGACAACAACAACAACAACUUCAACUCGGCGAUGAGAGAGCCCAUGUUCCAGAAAGUGCUUACACCAAGCGACGUCGGGAAACUAAACCGGCUCGUGAUUCCAAAGCAACAUGCAGAGAACUACUUCCCGUUAGAGGACAAUCAAACCGGCACGCUGUUGGAUUUCCAAGACAAAAACGGCAAGAUGUGGAGGUUCCGUUACUCGUAUUGGAACAGUAGCCAGAGCUACGUGAUGACCAAAGGAUGGAGCCGUUUCGUCAAAGAGAAGAAACUCAACAACGGAGACACCGUCUCGUUCCACCGUGGCUACGUCCCCGACGACAACGAACCGGAGCAACGAAGGAACAUAUUGUUCAUCGACUGGAGGAAUAGACCAGACACAAACCUCUUACACAACAUUAAUCAUCAUCACUACCCGAUCUUGGGGCCUCCUCCUUAUCCAACGGCUAGUUAUUAUCCUGUGACAGAAUAUUCCAUGCCGCAUUACGGGAGGUUUCCAUCUUUAUAUCAUAACCAGUUUCUAGGGUAUGGUUAUGGACCUUAUGGUAAAACUGUUACUGGAGGGCGUUACUACGCCGGAUCACCAUUGGAUCAUCAUCAUCGGUGGAAUCUUGGUAGAUCUGAGCCGUUCUUUUAUGACUCCUGUCCUGUUUUUCCAACGACGAGGUUGACUUCGUCCUUGGCGAUGUUGCCGUCUUCUCCUCCUUCUCAGCCGCCGCAGGAGGGGACGGCCAAGAAGCUAAGGCUGUUUGGGUUCGAUGUAGAGGAGUCUUCUUCUUCAGGGGAGGCACGUGCCGAAAUGGGUGUUGCUGGGCACUCUUCUUCUUCUCCGGUUGUGAUUAGAGAUAAUGAAUCAUCAUGGAGGUCGCCACGUGGAGAAAUGGGUGGAUUGUCUUCUUCGGUUGUGAACUUAAGCGAUGACGAAGACUAUAAAAGGAAAGGGAAGUCUUUAGAAUUUUAGACAGAUAAUUUCAUUUAUGUUCACCUCCAUUUUCUCUAAUUACCUUUUACUAUUUCCUCCUUUUAAGUUAGUUCCAACAUAAAAAUCAUAAGAAGCUAAUUUGCAAUUGGUGAAUUACAAUGUCGUGAGGAACUUAACCGGGCUCACAUUAUAUGUAUUGGUAUUAAGAUGUUUGGUUUCAUA